This is a messenger RNA of Cucurbita pepo subsp. pepo (vegetable marrow), 803 nucleotides long. Its product is annotated as VQ motif-containing protein 4. The record is from RefSeq and is a predicted model, not a curated record. Lineage: Eukaryota; Viridiplantae; Streptophyta; Magnoliopsida; Cucurbitales; Cucurbitaceae.
AAAAUUUCUCCAAGACACCAUCCAAAUUACUCCGUCAGUUCAACCACCGCCGCCGCCAAAAAUGAUGAACAGAUCCGAAUCCACAAACCCAUACCCGACCACUUUCGUCCAAGCCGAUACGUCCUCCUUCAAACAAGUUGUCCAAAUGCUCACCGGAUCGCCCGAAACCGCCAAGCAAGUUUCGACACCCGAUCCGCCUUCCAAAACGCAUAUCCCUUCCAUCAAAUCUAUCCCCCAACGUCCACACUCCAAUUUCAAGCUCUAUGAGCGUAGAAAUGCCCUUCGUAACCUCCAAAUCAAUCCCGUUUUUGCCUCUGUUACUGCCGGUUUCUCCCCCAGAAACCACCCCGAAAUCCACUCUCCCAGUAUGCUGGAUUUCCCGUCGCUGGUCAUCAGCCCCGUCACGCCGCUCAUUCCCGACCCCUUCGGCCGAUCGCAGCCGUUGAAUUCUGAACCGUCGAACAAUGUCAGUAGUAAUUCGGGUUUGGACGUGGAAGCAGAGGCUAAAGCCAUUAGAGAAAAAGGGUUUUAUUUGCACCCGUCGCCGGCCACCACUCCCAGGGAAUCGGAGCCUCAGCUUUUGCCACUCUUUCCGAUCACUUCCCCUCCACGACCAGGUCCAGGUCCAGCUAGCUCUUCUCCUUCCUGAAUUCAGGGGCAAUUAAGAUAUUUAUUAAUUUUUUAAAAUUUUUAUUUAAUCCGUUUGGAAUUCGAAUCGCGUGAAUGCUGUGGAGAGGAGAAACAAGUCUGGAAUGGGGUUUAUUUGCAGAGAAUUUCAAUGGAAAAUCCUUGUUCCUGUUGUA